This is a messenger RNA of Perognathus longimembris pacificus (Pacific pocket mouse), 747 nucleotides long. RefSeq names its product DnaJ heat shock protein family (Hsp40) member C24 (gene Dnajc24). The transcript has 5 exons. The record is from RefSeq and is a predicted model, not a curated record. Lineage: Eukaryota; Metazoa; Chordata; Mammalia; Rodentia; Heteromyidae. Gene Ontology annotation, molecular function: ATPase activator activity; ferrous iron binding. Gene Ontology annotation, biological process: positive regulation of ATP-dependent activity. The coding region runs from base 115 to 564 and encodes 149 amino acids.
UUCCGGCGGAAGGAGAAGCCGGUUCCGAGUUCUGGUGGGCGGCAGGCAGACACGGGUUGUCUCUCUGGCGAUGUGAAGUUUGCUGAUCUGGAAAGGCUACUUCUUGUUCAAAGAAUGAUGGCAUUUAAGCCGGCACCAAAAAAGGAUUGGUACAGUAUUUUGGGUGCAGACCCAUAUGCAGAUGUGGCUGACCUAAAACAAAAAUAUCAAAAACUCGUAUUAAUGUAUCAUCCAGAUAAACAAAGUACAGAUGUGCCAGCAGGAACGGUGGAAGAACAUAUACAGAAGUUCAUCGAAAUUGAUCAGGCAUGGAAAAUUCUAGGGAAUGAAGAGACUAAAAAAGAGUAUGACCUGCAGCGGCAUGAUUAUGAGCUACAAAAUAUGGGACCAGUAGAUGCUCAAGUGUAUCUUGAAGAAAUGUCUUGGAAUGAAGAUGAUCGUUCUUUUUCGCUGAAUUGCCGGUGUGGUGGAAAAUAUACCAUCUCCAAAGAUGAAGCAGAAGAAGUUAGCCUGAUCUCUUGUGAUACAUGUUCACUAAUUAUAGAACUCCUUAACUAUGGCUAAACUUGUUCACUGCUCGGAAUCCUUUAACAGAAUAUUCAGACAUGAUAAGAAGCCUCUCAAACUUCAAGAAAAUGAAUUCUUAUUUCGGUCAACCAAGAAAAUACAAGAUCAAGCAAAGGCCACCUCAGACUAAAAUAGAAAAUGGCUUAUAUUUACUUGUAAUGUAGAUUUAUAGUUUGCCAC